Habropoda laboriosa is the source of this 1746-nucleotide messenger RNA. Its product is annotated as tubulin polyglutamylase TTLL4-like. Gene Ontology annotation, molecular function: tubulin-glutamic acid ligase activity; tubulin binding. Gene Ontology annotation, cellular component: cilium. The coding region runs from base 1 to 1746 and encodes 581 amino acids. NCBI's taxonomy places the organism in Eukaryota, Metazoa, Arthropoda, Insecta, Hymenoptera, Apidae. Gene Ontology annotation, biological process: microtubule cytoskeleton organization; protein polyglutamylation. The record is from RefSeq and is a predicted model, not a curated record. The transcript has a single exon.
AUGGCGAACCGUCAGCCGAGACCGAAAAGGCGAAACGACCCGGCAAAAAGUGUCAUUCAGUCGUAUCGAGACUCGUGCACGAGUACCCGCUACGGCAAAUUAUCCACGAAUUAUCGCUACGACGAUGACGAAAUGUACACGUACAUCGAGAUCACCGAACGUCUGAUAAUCACCGGUCACGCGGCAGAUCGUUGUACGAUCCACGAUCCGGUCGGCUCCGGUGACAAAAACUUGACUCUGCCAAUGCGCAGGAGCCUGUUCGCACAUGUGCCGCCGUUCAUCAUCUUUCGGGACAACGGAACGUUCGAGCUACCAACGGAGAUCACCAAACACCUGCUCUGGUGGCAGGCAAAAACCUCGACGCCGCGAAUCGUCACUUCGAUGGUUCGAAAGUCGGGAUUCAGGACCACCAGCAGGUCGACGGCGAACUGGUGCGGGACUUGGUGCAGCUUCUCCGCGUACACGAAGCUGAGACGCACGAGAAACUUCUCGAAGGUGAACCAUUUCCCGAGCAGCGUCGAACUAGGCGACAAGAUCUCGCUGUGGAGGAAUUUCCGGAGGAUGAGAAGGAAAUUCGGUAGGAAACACUUUGAUUUCAUGCCGCUGACGUUCAUCCUGCCGGAGGACAGAUGCAGUUUGAAGAGGUUCAUGCAGAGGAACGGUGGAUUUUGGAUCGUCAAGCCGCCGAAUUCUUGCGCCGGCUCGGGAAUUAAGAUCGUGUCGCAUUUCUACGAGAUUCCUCUGCUUCGGUCGCUGGUGGUUCAGCGUUACAUCUCUUGGCCUAAGUUGAUCAACGGUAUCAAGUUUGAUAUAAGGUUGUACGUAUUGUUGACGAGUAUAGACCCUUUGAGGAUCUACGUGUAUAACGAGGGUUUGGUUAGACUGGCUACUAUUAGGUACGUCAAUCACGUGAGCACACUGUCAGACAGAUUUAUGCAUCUGACUAAUACCAGUGUGAACAAAGUUAGCCCAAAUUUUCAACCCAAUGACGAUCCGAAUAAGUGUAAAGGUAACAUAUGGUCGCUGAACUGUUUAUGGAAGUAUUUAGCUGUGGAAGACGUGGACACUCUAGAAAUUUGGACGAAAAUUAAGGAAAUUGCUGUGAAAACGGUGAUCUCAGCUGAGCCAUUUUUGCUGAAAGCUUGGAAGAAGACUUCUAUGUCGACGUACAAUUUCCAUCAACUUUUUGGCUUCGACGUUCUAUUGGACAGACAUUAUCGACCCUGGCUGCUAGAAGUGAAUCAUUUUCCCUCCAUGAUGCCUGAUACGCCGUUGUGCAGGCUGGUUAAACGGCAAUUGGCCAAGGAUUAUCUGAACUUGGUUGGAUUUCACGUGCCUGAUUUGUUGAGCGGUAAGGAAUUGAAGAUCCUCAGGUUGAUUUACAAGGAGAACGCUGUUUGCUACAAUCGACACUUGUACACGAGCGUGUUGACGUGGGAGGACAGUAAGAAGCAGCGCGAUCUUCUGAAGAGGAGCAACAGGAAGCAUUACUUGAAAUCGAUCCUGAAGAACCUGACUCCCGACGACGUGAGAGUUUUGAUAAGGCACGAGGACGAGAUCACGCGGACAGGACGUUUCGAGAAAAUCUUCCCGACGUGUAACACGUACAAGUACUUCGAUUUGUUCGAGGAAGUCAGGUACUACAAUCUGUUGUUGGACGCAUGGGAAAACGAGCACGGGUAUAAUCGAUCCCGUGGCAUCGAGAGGCUGAGGAAACUUUGCAGGAAGAAGUACCAUUUGUCUUGA